ACAGAAAGCAUGGCAUUCCUGGUCGGCGUCGGGCAACUGCUUGUGUUGCUUAUUGUCCUCUUCCAUCACACAACAUCACUUCCCACUUUCGACAGGAGUCAAAGGCAUGUUGAUGGACUCUUCACAAGUGAGUUAAGUAAACUGCGUGGGUCCUUGUCUGCUAAAAACUACGUCAAAGCACUACUGGGAGCCAGGCGAAGCUUGUCCGAAACAUCUGGUUUGAGCACAAGGCAACUUGGAGACAUCGAAUUCACCAACAAAUACGCUGAUUACCUAAAGUCCAAGGCAAAGUUACACAAAAUCACCUCCCUACUGAAACACAUGCAGAACAUUAAAAGGAGUGAUGAAGAAAGUUUUCAGGAGACCCCUGAGCCUCAAAUAUCCCCUGUUACAGAAGAAAUCAACAUGGAUGUGAAUGGCAUCUGCCUCCUCUGGUUCCAGCAGAAUCUUCUUAAUGAUGACAGCAGUCUUAUUGGCACCGAUUCAGAUGAGGCUAAUCAGCUGAUUGGUCAGUUUAUUUGCCAAGCUGUGAACCAACUAGUUGCAGACCUCUACCAAGAAGACUUCUACCUACCAGUCAAUCAAGAGAGGGAGUGAGGGAAAGGCAGUCAUCAGCACAAGCAAGGAGAAUCGAGAUGCAAUACCAGUCAUCUUUUUAUUUAAUAAUUAUUAUUACUCACCAAUGUUUAUUACAUUAAGAUGUUUAAUGUAAAAUAACCUGUAA
Messenger RNA from Acipenser ruthenus (sterlet), 724 nucleotides. RefSeq names its product VIP peptides-like. The transcript is spliced from 5 exons. The record is from RefSeq and is a predicted model, not a curated record. Gene Ontology annotation, molecular function: hormone activity. The coding region runs from base 10 to 597 and encodes 195 amino acids. Gene Ontology annotation, cellular component: extracellular region. NCBI's taxonomy places the organism in Eukaryota, Metazoa, Chordata, Actinopteri, Acipenseriformes, Acipenseridae.